AUGGCACUGCUUCUGCGUAUGAUCUCUGAUUCUUCUUUAGUUAUUCGAGCUCUGCCAUCAAUUGGGAGGAAUGAUUCGAUCCUUGGUUUGGUGUCCCGACCUGUCCCUUCCCUCCAACCGCCAUGGUUCGACCUUCGUCGAUUUUAUGGAUUUGGGGGGCGGGGGGAUCGAUAUCCCUCAUCGGUGGCUCUCCUUGUGUUACGAUGGGUUGAUUCAUCGUUAGCAAUGGAUGAGUGGUUGGAAUGUUGUAUUGAUAGUAAGCCUGUAAAACAAAACUGUUACGAAGGUGAUGGUAAACUGCUGAUGGUAAUGGAGGUUCUUUCUAGACCUCAACCAGAACCACAGGGAUCUCCUUUUGCUGCGAGCUCCAACAACAACAAUCAAAAGGGUACUUUCAGUCACUUCUCUAAAGCUCCAAAACUUGAUUUUCCUAGAUUUUCUGGUGAUAACCCUCGCAGUUGGAUAUGUAAGUGUGAGAGGUUCUUUCAGAUCCACUCAACUGUUGAUGAACAAAAGACAAAAAUUACUUCUUUAUACUUGGAAGGCAAAGUUGAUUCUUGGUUUCUAGAUUUCCUUACUGGUAAAACCUUCAUCUAUUGGCUUGUUUUUGUUGAAGCUAUUUGUAAUCGUUUUGAGGAUCUAGAAAAUGAUAACUAUGUGGGAUGUUUUAAAAAAUUGUCUCAACUUACAUCUGUUGAAGAAUAUUUUGAGCAGUUUGAACAAUUAAAGGCCUUAAUGCUGAGUAAAAACCCUCAUCUUACUGAGGAGUACUUUAUACUGAGCUUUAUCAGUGGGUUAAAAGAAGUUCUUAAGAGCUCAGUUCAGAUGCACAAACCUACAACACUCUCUCAAUCUUUUUUUUUGGCUAGAUUACAAAAAGUUGCACUUGCAUCUCAACAGCAACCUUCAAACCCCAUCUCACUCAAAUCACCUCCAACUACUUCUGGUUUUAGCAGAUUUUCUAGUUCCAAACCAAUUCUUCCACCUUCCACUUUUGGAGCAUCCACAUCCAAUACAUCAGCUCCUCCAAACACACCACCUAAAACUCCCUAUAUACCACCAAUCAGAAGACUCUCUUAUGAGCAGAUGAGUAAAAGAAGAUCCCAAGGACUUUGCUUCAAUUGUGAUGACAAAUACCAACCAGGUCAUAGAUGCAAGUCCCAACAGUUAUUUUUGAUGGUGGCUGAUAAUGAAGCUGACGAAGUAGAACCUUCACAAGUGCCUAUGGAAGAGCAAUUCGUUGACUCGGAUAUGGAGAUUUCUUGUCAUGCUCUUACUGGCAAUGCCAAUCCUGACACCAUUAGAAUCCCAGGAUUCAUUAAAAAGAAAGCUAUAAUUGUUCUAAUUGACACAGGUAGUACUCAUAGCUUCAUUGACUCUGCUCUUGCAACUCAAUUAGGUUGUGAAGUCCACCCUACUGCUCACAUGUUAGUUACUGUGGCUAAUGGAGCUAAAACUACAAGCACUGGAAUCUAUCAACAACUCCAAUGGACAAUGCAACAACAACAAUUUUUUGCAAACUUGAGAUUACUUUCUCUAGGAGGGUGUGAUAUAGUUUUGGGGUCUGAUUGGCUGAGAACCUUAGGAGAUGUCACCUUUAACUUGGCCAAACUUUUUAUUUCCUUUAUUCACAAUGGUCAAGAGAUUACUCUCCAAGCUGACAUACCCACACUUGUUCAAGAAGUACUCAACACAUUCUCUGAUGUCUUUGAGGAGCCAACACAAUUACCACCACCCAGAAUUUUGGACCACCAAAUUCCUCUUAAACCUGAUUCACAAGCUGUCAAUCUCAGACCAUAUAAAUGCCCUUACAUCCACAAGAAGCUCAAUUUCAUAAUCAUCCAGGAUAAAUUACCUAUCACUGUUAUUGAAGAGAUUUUGGAUGAGUUACAUGGAUUAAGAAUUUUUACUAAGCUGGAUUUAAGAGCUGAUUCUCUAGAAUACUUAGGCCACAUUAUUACUUCAGAUGGAGUGGUUGUUGAUCCUGAAAAGAUUGCUUGUAUGAAGUCUUGGCCUAUUCCUACUACUCUCAAGCAGUUAAGAGGUUUCUUGGGCCUCACAGGCUACUAUAGAAAGUUUGUAAAAGGUUAUGGCACAAUCAGUAAACCUCUCACUGAUUUACUAAAGAAAAAUUCCUUAUUUUGGUCUUCAUUAGAUGAAGAAGCUUUCAAUACCCUUAAAAAUGCUAUGUGCACUACUCUUGUGCUUGCACUUCCCGAUUUCACCAAACAAUUUGUGGUAGAAACUGAUGCAUGUUCUAGAGGCGUUGGAUCUCUUCUCAUGCAGGAAGGGAGCGUCAUUGCUUUCUACAACAAGCUAUUAGGUUCAAAAGCUUUGGGACUAUCUACUUAUGAGAAAGAGUUGUUGGCUGUUGUCAAUACAGUAACCCAAUAG
Messenger RNA from Papaver somniferum (opium poppy), 2394 nucleotides. RefSeq lists its product as uncharacterized. The coding region runs from base 1 to 2394 and encodes 797 amino acids. The record is from RefSeq and is a predicted model, not a curated record. Gene Ontology annotation, molecular function: aspartic-type endopeptidase activity. The transcript has 6 exons. Gene Ontology annotation, biological process: proteolysis. Lineage: Eukaryota; Viridiplantae; Streptophyta; Magnoliopsida; Ranunculales; Papaveraceae.